This is a messenger RNA of Lactuca virosa, 333 nucleotides long. The record is from the annotation of a GenBank genome assembly. Lineage: Eukaryota; Viridiplantae; Streptophyta; Magnoliopsida; Asterales; Asteraceae.
AUGUCAAGCAUUGAAGCUGGUAGAUGUGAGGUGUGGACGAUGGAUGAGUAUGGGGCUGCUGAAGCAUGGGUCAAACAUUAUGAGUUUUCACAGUUUAGUUGCAUAGUUCCAAUUGGAUUCACAUUACACAGUGAGUUUCUUUUUAUUCAAGUUGGUGCUGGUCUAGCUUUGUAUGAUCCAAUUGCAGCCAAUAUUAAAUUGAUCAAUACUAUGGCUACACAAAAUGGCUGGAUAAAAAUUAUUGAGUAUGUCGAUAGUCUUGUUUGGAUAGUACCUCCUAAGUGUGAGAUCAACUCUUCCAACAUCUCUCACUUUGAAAAUUUAGAAAGAUGA